Messenger RNA from Fundulus heteroclitus (mummichog), 8049 nucleotides. RefSeq names its product acetyl-CoA carboxylase beta (gene acacb). Bases 117 to 7439 code for a protein of 2440 amino acids. The record is from RefSeq and is a predicted model, not a curated record. Gene Ontology annotation, molecular function: acetyl-CoA carboxylase activity; ATP binding; metal ion binding. Gene Ontology annotation, biological process: fatty acid biosynthetic process. NCBI's taxonomy places the organism in Eukaryota, Metazoa, Chordata, Actinopteri, Cyprinodontiformes, Fundulidae. The transcript has 53 exons.
CUGGGAGGAGCUUUUGGACUUGUUUACCGUCCCCACCGGGGGAAGGAGGAGCUGGCAGGCGGGCCGGACAGGAGGACACACCGGCGGUGGCUGCUGCCUCACGAGGAUGUCUUUAAAUGUUCCUGCCUGCAGCUUUGGCGUUCAUCUGGAUAUUAAUGCUGCUAUGGAGAAAUAAAACCACAACAGCAGCUAUGCCUGGGAAAAGCGAGGGAUCGGUUAAGGAGGACAUUUCCACUGCACAGACCCGCUGUCGGGCAGGCGCUCCCAAAUCCAAAUGCAAUGACGGCAACAGCCUUCUGGCCAGCCGUGAGUCUGCAGGUGUUUCGGACAAGGUGGCAGAGCCCGAUCCUCUGCAGGCCUCCGUAAAGGUAAAUUCAGGGCAGAAACCCUGGAAAAGCAUCCCACCGAUGCUCAGUUCAAGAUCAGAGGCGAGGCAGCGCCUGAAGUUCAUCCUCGGCGCAUCGGAGGAUAACUCCUCAGACGAGGAGGUGCUGUUGACCAAACCUCCGAGCGGCGCGUCUCAACCUCUGGCUUCUGCUCCCAAGUCUGCCACUGAGCAGGCACCCGCUGCUGCGUCACCGUCCAGCUCCGUGGUGCUAAAGCCUAGCAUGUCUGGUCCUCACCUGGUGAAAAAAGGACGUGAACACAGAAAGAUGGAUCUCCACAGGGAUUUCACCGUGGCCUCCCCUGCUGAGUUUGUCACUCGAUUCGGUGGCAACCGGGUCAUAGAAAAGGUGCUGAUCGCCAACAACGGCAUCGCUGCGGUCAAAUGCAUGCGCUCUAUCCGUCGCUGGUCCUACGAGAUGUUUCGUAACGAGAGGACCAUCCGUUUCGUGGUCAUGGUCACCCCUGAAGACUUGAAGGCUAACGCAGAAUACAUAAAAAUGGCUGACCACUAUGUGCCUGUGCCCGGCGGCACCAACAACAACAACUACGCCAACGUAGAGCUGAUCGUAGACAUCGCCAAACGAAUCCCAGUGCAGGGUGUGUGGGCCGGCUGGGGCCAUGCGUCGGAAAACCCGAAGCUGCCGGAACUCCUGAACAAAGCAGGAAUAUCAUUCUUGGGUCCAUCCAGUAAAGCCAUGUGGGCUCUUGGAGAUAAGGUGGCUUCUUCCAUUGUUGCCCAGAGCGCUGACAUUCCCACACUGCCAUGGAGCGGAUCAGGUCUGAGAGUGGAGUGGACUGAAGGGGACCAAAAUCGGGGACACGUGGUCAGCGUUCCUCCGGAGGUCUACUCAAAGGGCUGUGUCCGCGACGUAGACGAUGGUCUGGCAGAAGCUGAAAAAAUUGGUUAUCCAGUUGUUAUCAAGGCCUCGGAGGGUGGAGGUGGAAAGGGCAUCCGUAAAGUUGAACAUUCAGAUGAGUUUCCGAGUUUCUUCAGACAGGUUCAGACUGAGGUUCCGGGAUCCCCCAUUUUUAUCAUGCAGCUGGCGCAGCAUGCGAGGCACCUGGAGGUGCAGAUACUGGCGGACGAGUACGGAAAUGCAAUCUCCCUGUUUGGACGAGACUGCUCCAUCCAGAGAAGGCACCAAAAGAUCAUAGAGGAGGCUCCCGCCACCAUCGCUCCCGCCUCAACCUUAGAGCAAAUGGAGCGGCAUGCAGUGCGGCUGGCCAAGAUGGUGGGCUACGUGAGUGCCGGCACUGUGGAGUAUCUCUACUCAGAGGACGGGAGCUUCCACUUUUUGGAGCUGAAUCCUCGCUUGCAGGUGGAGCAUCCGUGCACCGAGAUGAUCGGGGAUGUAAACCUGCCAGCUGCCCAACUUCAGAUUGCAAUGGGCAUCCCUCUGCACAGAAUUAAGGACAUCCGAGUGCUUUAUGGGGAAAGUCCGUGGGGCGACUCUGUCAUUAGCUUUGAAACUCCGGACUGCGUUCCAAAUCCAAGAGGGCACGUCAUAGCGGCUCGCAUCACCAGCGAGAAUCCAGACGAGGGGUUCAAGCCCAGCUCUGGCACCGUGCAGGAGUUGAACUUCCGCAGCAGUAAAAACGUCUGGGGUUACUUCAGUGUGGGGGCCACCGGUGGCCUCCAUGAAUUUGCCGACUCCCAGUUCGGACACUGUUUUUCAUGGGGAGAGAACCGAGAGGAAGCCAUCUCCAACAUGGUGGUGGCCAUGAAGGAGCUGUCCAUCAGAGGAGAUUUUAGGACAACGGUGGAAUACCUCAUCAAGCUUCUGGAGACCGAAAGCUUCAGGAACAACGACACAGACACUGGCUGGUUGGACCAUCUCAUCGCGGAGAAAGUGCAGGCAGAGAGACCAGAUACCAUGCUGGGCAUUGUUUGUGGAGCUCUGCAUGUUGCUGAUGCCAGCUUCAGAAAGAGCAUGCUAGACUUCCUGCAUUCCCUGGAGAGGGGCCAGGUGCUGCCGGCAGACAGCCUGCUCAACUCUGUCACCGUAGACCUGAUCUAUGAAGGAGUCAAGUACUGUCUGAAGGUGGCUCGCCAAUCCCAGACAACCUACGUCAUCAUCAUGAACGGCUCGGACAUCGAAAUAGACGUUCACAGGUUGAAUGACGGGGGUCUCCUGCUGUGUUACGACGGCAACAGCCACACGACAUACAUGAAGGAGGAAGUAGACAGCUACCGCAUCACUGUGGGCAACAAGACCUGUGUGUUUGAGAAGGAGAGGGAUCCCACAGUCCUGAGGUCGCCCUCUGCUGGUAAACUGCUGCAGUACACCGUGGAGGAUGGAGGUCAUGUUUUUGCAGGAGAACCUUAUGCAGAGAUUGAGGUGAUGAAGAUGGUGAUGACUCUGACCGUGCAUCAGUCUGGGUGUAUACACUUUGUCAAGAGGCCAGGGGCUGUUCUGGAGCCUGGUUGUGUCACUGCUCGUAUGGAUCUGGACGACCCCAGCAGUAUACUCAAGGUGGAGCUCAACACAGCUACACUGCCGCCCCAGCAGUCCCUGCCCAUGGUCGGGGAAAAGCUUCACCAGGUGUUCCACAAUGUGCUGGAAAACCUGGUCAGAGUGAUGGACGGGUACUGCCUCGAUGAGCCUUACUUCAGCACUAAGCUGAAAGAAUGGGUCGCGACCCUGAUGAAGACUCUGAGGGACCCAUCGCUUCCACUGCUGGAGCUUCAGGAGAUCAUGACCAGCGUGGCCGGUCGCAUUCCUGCUACUGUUGAGAAGGACAUCCGUAAGGUCAUGGCUCAGUAUGCGAGCAACAUCACCUCCGUCCUCUGCCAGUUCCCCAGUCAAAGGAUUGCUAACAUCUUAGACAGCCAUGCAGCCACAUUGCAGAGGAAGGCUGACCGGGAGGUUUUCUUCAUGAACACUCAGAGUAUUGUUCAGCUAGUGCAGAGAUAUCGCAGCGGGAUCCGUGGUUACAUGAAAUCUGUGGUUCUUGAUCUGCUGAAGCGCUACCUGCAGGUCGAGAUGCAGUUCCAGCAAGCUCACUAUGACAAGUGUGUGGUCAACCUGAGAGAGCAGCACAAACCGGACAUGAGUCCCGUGCUUGACUACAUCUUCUCGCACGCUCAGGUGUCCAAGAAGAACAUCCUGGUGACUAUGCUCAUAGACCAGCUGUGUGGACGUGACCCCACCCUUGCUGAUGAGCUCAUGGCUAUUCUGAACGAACUCACACAGCUGAGCAAGAUGGAAAACUCAAAGGUUGCGUUGAGAGCCAGACAGGUCUUGAUUGCCUCCCAUUUGCCAUCGUACGAACUGAGACACAACCAGGUGGAGUCCAUCUUUCUGUCAGCUAUUGACAUGUACGGCCACCAGUUUUGCCCGGAAAACCUUAAGAAACUUAUUCUCUCUGAAACCUCAAUUUUUGACGUCUUGCCCAACUUCUUCUAUCACGCCAAUCAAGUUGUGUGCAUGGCUGCCUUAGAGGUGUACGUUCGCAGGGCUUACAUCGCCUACGAGCUGAACAGCAUCCAGCAUCACCAGCUGCUGGAUGGCACAUGCGCCGUGGACUUCCAGUUCAUGUUGCCGUCGUCGCAUCCGAACAGAGGGAGCAGCCCUACUCUGAGCAGGCUUCCUGUGGCAGCCGGCGAAUCGGGCCAGUUUAAAGUGAAGCGGCAGGGCAGUGAGCUGUUAAUGGACGGAGCCUUUUCUCCACCCUGCCAACGAAUGGGAGCUAUGGUAGCUUUCCAGUGCUUUGACGACUUCAAAAGGAAUUUUGAUGAAGUUCUGUCGAGUUUCGCUGAGCCGCUGUUGGGGAGCGCGUCGUUCUUAGAGUCCUGUUCCAGUUUCUAUGAGGAGGAGAACAUGAAGAGCAAGAGGGAGAACCCCAUCCACAUCAUCAACGUGUCGAUAAAAACGGCGGACACAGAGGACGACGACGCCUUGGUCAAAGCCUUCACCACCUUCGUUCAGUCAAAGAAAGCCAUUCUUUUUGAGUAUGGGAUCAGGAGAAUGACCUUUUUGAUUACUCAGAAGAGAGAAUUUCCAAAGUUCUUCACAUUCAGGGCUCGAGAUGAGUUCCAGGAAGACCGAAUUUACAGAAAUCUUGAGCCAGCUCUAGCGUUCCAGCUGGAGCUGAACCGAAUGAGGAACUUUGACCUGACAGCAGUUCCCUGCGCCAACAAGAAGAUGCACCUGUAUCUGGGAGCGGCCCGGGUCCAAGAGGGUGCUGAAGUAACGGACUACCGCUUCUUCAUCCGGGCAAUUAUCCGCCACUCAGAUCUCAUUACGAAGGAAGCUUCAUUUGAGUACCUUCAAAAUGAAGGAGAGCGCCUCCUGCUGGAGGCCAUGGAUGAGUUGGAGGUUGCCUUCAGUAACACCAGCGUUCGCACAGACUGCAAUCACAUCUUCCUUAACUUUGUCCCCACUGUCAUCAUGGACCCUUCUAAAAUCGAGGAGUCGGUGCGCUCCAUGGUGAUGCGCUACGGCAGUCGUCUUUGGAAGCUGCGGGUCCUGCAGGCCGAGCUAAAGAUCAACAUUCGCCUGACGCCGACCGGCUGCGCCGUUCCUAUCCGCCUGUUUAUCACUAAUGAAUCGGGCUACUAUUUGGACAUCAGUCUGUAUAAAGAAGUCACCGACCCGAGCUCUCGACAGAUCAUGUUUCAGUCCUAUGGAGACAAGCAGGGUCCGUUGCAUGGUAUGCUGAUCAACACUCCCUAUGUGACCAAAGACCUGCUGCAAGCCAAGCGCUUCCAAGCUCAGACUCUGGGCACCACCUACGUGUAUGAUGUCCCUGAGAUGUUCAGACAGGUGCUGCUAACUCACUGGACUGCACUUAAUAUCUGCUAUGACCUCCUGCUUUAUUUCACUUUCCAUAAAUCAUUAUUUCAGGCGUUGUUCAAGGUGUGGGUUCCAGGAGACAAAUGUCCCAAAGAUGUGCUGAUGUGCACCGAGCUCGUUCUGGACCCAGAAGGUCGACUUGUGCAGAUGAACCGUCUGCCUGCUGAUAAUGAUGUGGGAAUGGUGGCCUUUAGGAUGAAGAUGAAGACCCCCGAGUACCCAGAGGGCAGAGACAUCAUUGUCAUCUGUAACGACAUCACUCACAUGAUCGGUUCGUUUGGUCCUCAGGAGGACGAGCUGUUUCUCAGGGCGUCCGAGCUGGCCCGGGCUGAGGGGAUCCCCCGCAUUUACAUAGCAGCCAACAGCGGCGCUCGCAUCGGGCUCGCCGAGGAGGUCAAACAUAUGUUCCAGGUGGCCUGGAUAGACCCUGCCGAUCCCUACAAGGGUUUCAAAUAUCUUUACCUGACACCGCAGGACUACACCCGUAUCAGCUCCGCCAACUCCGUUCACUGUCAGCAUGUAGAGGAAGGAGGAGAGUCCAGAUACAUCAUCACUGACAUCAUUGGGAAAGACGAAGGUCUUGGUGUUGAGAACCUGCGAGGUUCCGGCACCAUCGCUGGGGAAUCUUCUCAGGCCUACGAAGAGAUCGUCACCAUCAGUAUGGUGACGUGUCGCGCUAUUGGAAUCGGAGCCUAUCUGGUCCGCUUGGGACAGCGAGUGAUCCAGGUGGAGAACUCCCACAUCAUCCUGACCGGAGCUGGUGCUCUUAACAAGGUUCUGGGCAGAGAGGUUUACACCUCCAACAACCAGCUGGGAGGGAUUCAGAUCAUGCACAACAACGGGGUCACGCACACAACGGUCCCCGACGACUUUGAGGGUGUCUUCACCAUCCUGCAGUGGCUUUCGUACAUGCCAAAGAACAACCGCUCCCCUGUGCCUGUUAUAGCAACUACAGACCCAGUAGACAGAGAGAUAGAGUUUGUUCCCACAAAAGCCCCGUACGACCCGCGUUGGAUGCUGGCUGGCAGGUCUCACCCCGUGUCAAGAGGCGUGUGGCAGAGUGGAUUCUUUGACCACGGCUCUUUUAUGGAGAUCAUGGGGUCCUGGGCUCAGACUGUGGUCGUGGGAAGAGCAAGGUUGGGAGGGAUCCCUCUUGGUGUGAUCGCUGUUGAAACGCGGACAGUUGAGCUCACCAUCCCUGCAGAUCCUGCAAACCUGGAUUCAGAGUCUAAAGUUCUGCAGCAGGCUGGCCAGGUUUGGUUCCCUGAUUCUGCUUUCAAAACAGCUCAGGCCGUUUGUGACUUUAACCGUGAACGUCUGCCUCUGAUGGUGUUUGCCAACUGGAGGGGCUUCUCUGGGGGGAUGAAAGAUAUGUACGACCAGGUGCUGAAGUUUGGGGCCUACAUUGUGGACGCCUUGCACAGUUUUCGCCAGCCGGUGUUGGUGUACAUCCCACCCCAUGCCGAGUUGAGAGGAGGUUCCUGGGUGGUGAUAGAUCCCACCAUCAACCUGCUGUGCAUGGAGCUCUACGCUGACAGGGAGAGCAGAGGGGGCGUGCUGGAGGCGGAGGGCACGGUGGAGAUUAAAUUUCGGAGGAAGGACCUACUAAAGACUAUGAGAAGACUCGAUUCGGUCUACGCCAGUCUGGUUGAGCAGCUCUCUUCGCUGGAGCUGUCGGACAAACAAAUCAAGGAACUGGAGGAGAAGCUGAGAGCAAGGGAAGAAUUCCUGUUACCCAUCUACCACCAGGUGGCGGUGCAGUUUGUCGAUCUGCAUGACACGCCAGGCAGGAUGCAGGAGAAAGGGGUCAUCACUGAUAUUUUAGACUGGAAACAGGCCCGGACCUUCUUCUACUGGCGUCUGCGGCGGCUCCUGUUGGAACAGGUGGUCAAGUGUGAGAUCAUGGAGGCCAACAAGGAUCUCAGUGAUGGGCACAUGCAGUCGAUGCUGCGCAGGUGGUUCGUUGAAACGGAGGGGACAGUCAAGGCUUACCUUUGGGAUAACAACCAAGCAGUGGUGGAGUGGCUUGAGAGGCAUUUGUCCACAGAGGACGGCACCCGCUCAGUCAUUCGAGAAAAUAUCAAGUACUUGAAAAAAGAAAACGUUUUAAAGCACAUUCGUAGCUUGGUGCAGGCCAACCCUGACAUAGCCAUGGACUGCAUCAUCCACAUGAGCCAGAACAUUUCACCCUCCCAGAGGGCCACAUUGUCACAUCUGCUCGCGACGAUGGACACCACCAGCACCGGCGCCGGUUAAGCUCUGGGACUUCAUCGGGUCGCACCGUAAAAGAGAGCAAGAGCAAAAGCUCUAUUGUAGUUUGUUGUACUGUCGAAGCGUGUCAGCACAAAGUCGCUUUAAUGUUGAAAGGUCCAGGAUGUAAAACGGAUUGAGCAUAAAUAGGGAUUUCAGCAGUGACUUUCUAAUAUUUGUUUUAUACCAAAAAAGAAAACAGUGAUAAAAAAUGUGGGCUGUUGAACUGCCUUUUCAUGCUUGUCAUAAACCACAUGUUAGUGCCUUGUACGUUUAAAUGAACUAUUUAGAAAUUUCUCCUGGUCACUCCAGGAAGCCUUCCUCUCCACUCGACAGCCUGACAUUGUAACGCACACCUCACUUUGCUGGAUUAAGCACAUCCGUGUUCAAUGUUAUGACUUUAAGUCACAGCAAUUUUGCCUUAUUGGAUCGUGUGCAGUGUAUUGGGGCUUUUUAUAAAAAGCCCCCAUUUAUAAUUUCUACAUAAAUUUAUAACUGAAAUGUUUGUCUUUAAAUAUCACGGGUAAAAAAAAUAAGCUGAAAUACCACUCUUGGUUUCCUUUAAUAAAACCUCUGAAAAAUAAAGUGUGUGCCGCAGCAAUAGCAAAAUCAAUCA